Molecule: messenger RNA, 2692 nt
Organism: Physella acuta
Lineage: Eukaryota; Metazoa; Mollusca; Gastropoda; Physidae
Biological process (GO): purine nucleotide metabolic process
Cellular component (GO): cytosol
Molecular function (GO): GMP kinase activity
Source: RefSeq, a predicted model, not a curated record
ACGUUCAUUGCUGUUAGUUUUGGAUUGUAUUUCGUUGGUGGUGGCUAACUAUAAAUUGUAGGAUUUAGGGGUCAGAUUGUUGUGAAAGUGUAGAGUCGACAGAAUGAGUAAAGAGCUGCGACCUAUUGUGAUGAGCGGCCCUUCAGGCAGUGGGAAGAGCACUCUCCUGGAGAAACUGUUUGCAGAAUUCCCAGGAUGCUUUGCUUUCAGUGUCUCACAUACAACAAGGUCACCAAGACCAGGAGAGAAGGAUGGAGUAGCAUAUUUUUUUGUGAAACGUGAGGAGUUUGAAAAACUAAAAGCAGAAAAUGGUUUUCUAGAGAAUGCAGAGUUCUCUGGCAACCUGUAUGGAACUAGUAAAAAGUCAGUGAACGAUAUCAUGAAGUCAGGGAAACUGUGUGUCUUAGAUGUGGAGGUGAAUGGUGUCAAGAAUAUUAAAAAGUCAGACUUCAAACCUAAGCCUAGAUAUAUUUUUGUCAAGCCACCAAGUAUAGAGGAAUUAAGAAAAAGACUAGACCAUAGAAACACAGAAACAAAAGAAAGUCUAGAGAAAAGAAUCAGUGCAGCUAAAGAAGCCUUUGAAUAUGCUGAACAAGAUGGUGCUUAUGAUCACAUUAUUGUUAACAAUGAUUUGGAAGUUGCAUAUAAGGAGCUGAAAGACAUCUUACAAAGUGAUAUUAAAUUAGUUCAAGACACAUUACACCAUAAAGGGAAAUAAUUAGUUAGUCAAUCAGGUUAUUAAAUCAUGUUUUGUUGUAUUGUGUAGGCCUAUGUGAUAAUCUUCACAAAAAUAUUUCUGGUGAGAUUUUAUUAAAACUAUUUUAAGCAACAUCACUCCACAUUUUACUUGUUGUAAUAAUCCACAGGCAAAAUAGGUUUAUAUUUGCACUUUGUAUGCAUUUUAGAUUUUUUAAAAAUUUGUUCUGAUCUGCUAUAGAAAUUGGUUUUGUAUGAAGACAAUAAUUAGAAAAAGUAGGUAUUUUUGUGGUAAUAUAUUCUAAAAUCUAUUUUGUUGUUGUUGGAUAAAAUAUAGUUUUUUUUAAUGGAUACUAAUUAGAAAAAGUAGGUAUUUUUGUGGUAAUAUAUUCUAAAAUCUAUUUUGUUGUUGUUGGAUAAAAUAGUUUUUUUUUAAUGGAUACUAAUUAGAAAAGUAGGUAUUUUUGUGGUAAUAUAUUCUAAAAUCUAUAUUGUUGUUGUUGGAUAAAAUAGUUUUUUUUUAAUGGAUACUAAUUAGAAAAAAAGUAGGUAUUUUUGUGGUAAUAUAUUCUAAAAUCUAUUUUGUUGUUGUUGGAUCAAAUAGUUUUUUUUUAAUGGAUACUAAUUUAAAACAAAAAACCUUUUUAGCCCAGGUACAUUGGCUAGUUUUUAUUUUUAAACUUUAUCUGCAGAUUGAAAAUGUAAUUUCUUCUUUCACUGUUUCUAGCACAUAUUUUUCUAUGCUGUAGUUAGUAUUUUCCCCAACAACUUGUGUCAGACUUUUCUAUUUUCUUACAAAUGGCUUAGUUAACAUUGUAUCAAUUGGACAUCUAUAAAUAUCCUUAUGUAUUAUGUUAACUAACACCUAGUGAUAUGUAUAGUGCCUUAGUAAUGUUUUUUCUAUUGUAUGAACCCAUCUGUUUUCCUUGCACAAUAGGUAACAAUUGUCAUUAGAAUAGUACUGAUGUUUUAUAAUUUACUAUUAUAAAAAACUACUUAAUACUUAAGGUAAUUGUUCCAUAAUUGUUUUCUUAAUUGCUGCUCAUAACAAUGUUUUUGUUAUACACAGAGGUGCUGUUUAUUCAUUAAAAUUUGGGAUUUAAGAAAAUAUUGAUAAAAUAGAAAAAAGAAAUUGAUACAAUAAUUUUUUUUAAUAAAAAAAGUUUUUUUUAAAAUUAACAUUAUACAAAUGUUGCAAUAAAGAGGAGUUGUAAGCAAUACUUAAUUGUAAUGAAUAAUAUAUUGUGUUGAGUUGAAUGGAUUUUAGUAAUGUUUUUACCAGCCGUUGUGAUAAAUCUUGCCUACAUGCAGAGGAUUUGUUAAGUUGAAGGACAUUAAGAUGGCUCGGCAGUUUGAGUUGUAUAGAAAUACCUCACAACAUUUGUUACAUUGUUGUUUGUAUAAAUUGAUUAUUUAUCUGGCUAGUUUAGAAAUGUUUUGAUUUGCUUAUAUUACUUACCUAAUAUCACUAGAUGUUGAUGCACAAUUUUAUUGUUUUAUUGUUUUGCUGCAGAUUUUUAAAAGCUACAGAAAUACAAAUGUAAAAUAAUAAAAUUCCUGACAUAAAUUUUGUACAAGGCUGCUCAGUUUUAAAUGCUAAUUUAAAUGUGGACCAAAAUAUUAUUUCAAUGGGUAAAAAUGUUUUAAUUUUUUUCCAAGAAAAAUAUUUUCUCUGUUGUGCAGAUAAAGAAGAGAUUGUCUCUGUGACUGAGCAUGAGGGAUCUUAUUGACUAGGUCAACUCUACUUCAUCUGCCCUGUUAACUGGCAUGCAUAAAAAAGAUACUUUGAUUUUUAGAAAUCAAUUAAUGUUUUUCAAAAUGUUUUUUUUUUCAAAUUAAAUCUGGCUUAAUCAUUCAGUUAUAGUUUGAUGCUUUAUAGGCAUACAGCAGCUGCUUUGAAAUCUAACCAGUAGUAUUUUAUUAUGUUGAUUUGCUGGGGCACAAAUUUAAGUGUGAAUGUUUGCGGGUAGAUUAAUAAAGUUUUAUGGUAAAUUCA